GAUAGAGCGGCGGAGUGGUUUGACGGGCAGUCGAGGUUGCAGCAGGCAGAGGGAGACGGUGGAAGGUAAAGCAGGGAGGCAGCAUCAUGGCGGACAGAGACAGUGGCAGUGACCACGGAGGGCCCACCGCAGGCCCCGGCACGCUGCCCCCGGGUGCGAUGGGCGCCAUGUCCCGGCUGCAGCACGACACCGAGGAGCUCGCCUCCAAGCGCGUCGACAUCCAGAACAAGCGCUUCUACCUUGACGUGAAGCAGAAUGUUAAAGGCCGCUUCCUAAAGAUAGCCGAGGUCGGGGCUGGGGGGAACAAGAGCCGCCUCACUCUCUCCAUGUCGGUGGCCGUGGAGUUCCGCGAUUAUCUCGGGGACUUUAUUGAACAUUACGCCCAGCUGGGCCCGACCAACCCGGACAUAGUGCAGGAUGAGCCCCGGCGGGCGCUCAAGAGCGAAUUCCUGGUGCGGGAGAAUCGGAAAUAUUACAUGGAUCUGAAAGAGAACCAGAGGGGGCGGUUCCUGAGGAUCCGGCAGACCGUUAAUCGGGGGCCCGGAUUGGGAAGCGCGCAAGGCCAGACUAUCGCUCUGCCGGCGCAAGGUCUCAUUGAGUUCCGCGACGCUUUGGCCAAACUCAUCGACGACUACGGCGUGGACGAGGAGCCGGCAGAGCUCCCCGAGGGCACCUCGCUCACAGUCGACAACAAGCGCUUCUUCUUUGACGUGGGCUCCAAUAAGUACGGGGUCUUCAUGCGGGUCAGCGAGGUGAAGCCCACGUACCGGAACUCCAUUACGGUUCCGUGCAAAGUGUGGUCCAAAUUCGGCAACACCUUCUGUAAAUACGCGGAGGAAAUGAGAAAGAUCCAGGAGAGGAGUAGAGAGAAACGGGCCUCCGAACUGCUACCUGAGGGCCCGCACGGCGGAGAUGAGGGCGACGAUGACUGACGCGGAUUUUAAGAGAGCAGAAAUGAAACAACAAAGACAAAACUGAACUCUGAGAGAAAACGAGACUUUGAACCGAAAAUUGAAAGAGAAUUUCCAAGGGAAUCACCCCACACACAACCUCCACAGACAUGGCAGCACCUCUGCUGUCUCCUCGCUCAUUUUACUGGAUGUCACCCCACUUACCACCCAUGUGACAGUAAGCCGCUGCUAUCAAGGAUUGAACUGAUCAUCAAGUUUGUUUGAUUCAAAACUGGUAACCAGUGACGUACGUAAUGCGUCGCAGCCUGUACCCGACCCCGCCCUCCUACCCGAGCGAGUGAACUUUAAUGAGUGGGCAGGCCCAUCAUCAUACCACACUCAAGCUUUGUCCCUAUUGACUGGUUCCAGUGAUACAGUUGCUGGUAACUGCUGAUGAAUGCCAGCUGACGUCUGUUUCCGGGAACUUUGCUCCACCUCAAGUGAUCCUUGUUCAGUGGCCGUCCAAUCUGUCUGACCAAGUAAGGACUGCCUCGGUUUGCAGGGGUCCUUGAUUUUAAUAUAUUGCUGAUUGAACCUUUUAAAUCUUUGCGCGCAGUGUUCUCUUCAGGUUAUUGGCCAAUUACAUUUAUUGUGUACAGUAGUGAUUUGUAUUGUACAGAAGUUCUUUUGCACUUUACAUGGGGAUUUUCAUACUGUGCAGAAAUAUUACCUUGAUGUAUAGAGAAUGCUGUAAAAAAUCAGCAUUAUCUAUACAUCAAGGUAAUAUUUCUGCACAGUAUGAAAAUGAAAUGAUACAUAUAAAAUCAAACUAGAAUCUUUUAUCUUUCUGCUACAUCAAAAGUAGAUGUUUUAAUACUGCAGGUUUGGAGCCGCUUCUUUAAAUACAGUCUGUGUGACAAACACAGGUAAUUUAAAGGUAAGUUUUCAACACUAAGAACUCAGACAAAAACAAAGUAGAAGUAAAAAUGGCAUGUGUGGUCAGUCAGUUUUAAUUUGAGUGUUUCAGUGAGUGUAUUUAAUUAUCAGUAAAAGAACUGCGACCCAUUAUGUUGCUAGAGGUACAAAUAAAAUGCAUAAAGGUUAUAAUUGCAGGUAGCUGGUUCUAUGAAUACUUCACUAUCUCCAAAAUGACCCUGCUUAGGGUCACCAGAAGUACAGGGUUGGACAUGCUCUCUCCAUUCAAAUACAAGAGAAGAGAUUUUUAACACACCCACUGUUCCAAAAAAAUUAAUAUUGUAGUAAUUAAAUUUUCUUUCUAUAUUUUCCUAUGCUCUUUCCUUAUAGACACACGCGGGUAGCUAUAUAACCGUCACACUAUGUACUUACUAUGCUAUGGUAUUAAAGGUUCAGUGUGUAAUAUUUAUGAGGAUCUAUUGACAGGAAUGCAAUAUAAUAUCCAUAACAAUGAUCUCAGUGGUGUAUAAAGACAUGUUGCCAUGUUGCACCGCCAUGUCUCUACAGUAGCCCAAAUGGACAAACGGCUCUACAGAGUGCAUUUUGUCACUAGGUUAAAUACCUACAAAGAAGAAGAAGAAGAACAAGAAGUAACGUUAGUAGUACGAGUUGUAGUCGGUUUGUUAGAAGUAAGAAAAGAACAUGUGCUACACGCAGAAUUUUAAAAGGUGUUAUGAUGCAGACACCCUUUUUGUGUGAAGUUAAUGUAGUUUAUUUGUCAUGGUAUGAUACAUAACGUAAACCAUAACACAUUAAAUAUCAUGCUAGGCUAGUUUUGUGAAUGUAUUCUUCUGACUUGGGUUGCAGCCAAGCGCUGAGAUACGUACUGUAAAGGUGAACUCUACAACAGUUCCAGGAUGGGUAGACACUGUAUGCUCUUACAAACUCACAAUUUAUUGUCUGUGGCUAUUAGGUACUUGAAAGCUUUGGUCAAGUGAACAGCUGUUUUAUAAUGGAUUUGACUAAUAUGCUAACUUUAAAGCUCUGCAGACUAAGCACAUUAAUGAGCAUCCUCCAGUGCAUUUACCCAUGUUGGGUAACACAAAGUAAUGUCUGUGGCACUCAAAUAAGCAAUUUUUUUAGCACAGCGUUAACGGUCUUAAUAAAUCACAACCACAGUCAUCUGUAUAAAAGCUUACUUUAUGAAGCACAGACUAAAUAUUCAGUAAAUAUGUCCUUUACAUA
Molecule: messenger RNA, 3050 nt
Organism: Micropterus salmoides (largemouth bass)
Lineage: Eukaryota; Metazoa; Chordata; Actinopteri; Centrarchiformes; Centrarchidae
Gene: purab
Product: purine-rich element binding protein Ab
Exons: 4
Coding region: 87-932 (281 amino acids)
Biological process (GO): regulation of transcription by RNA polymerase II
Cellular component (GO): nucleus
Molecular function (GO): DNA-binding transcription factor activity, RNA polymerase II-specific; RNA polymerase II transcription regulatory region sequence-specific DNA binding; purine-rich negative regulatory element binding
Source: RefSeq, a predicted model, not a curated record